AUCGUGAAAGUGACGAAGGAAUACAUUCAUCUAGUAGCCAUGCAAGCAGCUGUGGUUCACAGGAAAAUGCAGCCAGCAGUGGUUCAGACUCAAGCAAGAAGUCAUCUGCUGAGAGUGCAUCCUGGGAUGGCCACCGAGGACUGGAGGGAGCAAGUGUUCUGGAUUCUAUUUCCACUACUGGCAGUGACGAUGGUUUUGUGUCAAGCCUCGAGGACUCCUUUCAGGAACGAGAGUCCUACCUGCCGCACUCCUUCCACAAACUCUUCCACUCGCCCCUCACCCUUGGGUGUAUGCCAACUUCUUGCACCACUGAUAAAGAAAAUGUGCCCAAUACUGACAACGACUUGGCUGGCCAUGUUCCUCAGUUGGCUUGCUUUUCUGCACGGGAGGCAGCUGCUGCCGCACAUGGCGCAUCUGGCUUGCUGGACCCCACGAAUGCAGUGCUCUGCGUAUAUCCGCAAGGCAGUGCUUUCAAACGCCCGGUGUCACCAGGAGACAUAAUAUCUCCCCCGUCUCAGAAGCGCAGCAAGGGCAGUCUUUUGCAGAGAGUCACUAGCUACACUGAGCCCAGCUGUUCUUUAAAAGUGACCAACUUUACCAGGUCACGCUCCGACACUGACGCAUCGAUCAAGAAUGCCUUGCAAAAAUCUACUGAUGAUCCUGAUCUCAUAGGAGAUUAUACAAAGCCUUAUGCCUUGCCUUUGGUGAAGGGAAAGCAUCAUGAUCUCAAGAUGAUACUCCCAUCCACGCUUGCUGAUGUCUUGCAAGGAAAGUAUGACUCUGUUGUGGGCGACUACACGAUAAUUGACUGCCGGUACCCUUUUGAGUUUGAUGGAGGGCACAUAAAGAAUGCCAUAAAUGUGUACAGCUCGGAGCACCUGAUGUCGGAGUUCCUGGAGAAAUCCACAUCAACCCCCGAUUCUCGUCGAAUCUUGGUAUUCCACUGUGAAUUUUCCUCGGAACGGGGUCCGAAGAGGUCACGCUUGCUGCGUGAAAGGGACAGGCAAAUGAACAAUGAAGAGUAUCCUGCCUUAAAGUAUCCUGAAAUAUAUGUCCUUGAAGGUGGCUAUAAGGCAUUCUAUGAAGAAUUCCAGGACUUGUGUACACCACAAGGCUACGUUCCAAUGCGCCACAAAGACUAUGAGGCUGACCUUCGACUGUAUCGUGGUAUGGCCAAAACAGAAGGGGCAGCUUGCAAGUCUCGCAGUGCCCUGCAGGUUCGACCCCUAAAGAAGUUCUAGGCACUCAAGCCAUCAGUUGCUGAAUGGGUUGGAUGCAUUCAUAUUUUACCGAAGGACGCUGUAGGCAAAAGCCAACCUGUCUUGGCCUAAGCAGCGUUCAAAGCUCUACAUGAUAUGUACGGUAACUUACGAUCAUAAUUUGCACUGCCACUUCUUCUGCCUUUGGUGGUACUGUGUUCUUUUUCAGUGGGCAUUAUUGAGUGGUUUCUGGAAGCAUGGUUGUUUCGGCUGUCAGUGAUUUUAGUUUAUCAUGCCCACUGUCAUUUGACAUCAUAGAAGUUGCUCUUGCGGAGUCUCUUGCUAGCAUCUGUCAAAGUGGCACAGACACAUAUUAGCAUUGUCUAUGUUCACAAAAGAACGCAUUUUGCAUUUUAUCUUAUGGUUUGCUGCUCAGGGGUUACGCAUGUAUUUAUUGCUUCACAAAUAUCGCGAACUUCAAGCCCAUUGUUCGUAACGCUUAGGAUAUUUUCUUUUAUUUUACUGUCUUCAGUGCAUGACACUGACAACUGCUCAAGUCAUUAAGUGAGCUCCCACUCUUUAUUUCUGUCAAUAUUUGGGACGUUGGGAAAGAAAGGUGGGUCUUCAGAAAAUUCACAGUGAAUACAUUGAAAGCACAUGUACGUAUGCACAAUUUUAUUUUGUGUAUUAAUAAAACAUUUUGCAGACUUUGA
Molecule: messenger RNA, 1912 nt
Organism: Rhipicephalus sanguineus (brown dog tick)
Lineage: Eukaryota; Metazoa; Arthropoda; Arachnida; Ixodida; Ixodidae
Product: M-phase inducer phosphatase 1-B
Exons: 11
Coding region: 291-1241 (316 amino acids)
Biological process (GO): positive regulation of G2/M transition of mitotic cell cycle; G2/M transition of mitotic cell cycle; protein dephosphorylation
Cellular component (GO): cytoplasm; nucleus
Molecular function (GO): protein tyrosine phosphatase activity
Source: RefSeq, a predicted model, not a curated record